Molecule: messenger RNA, 3896 nt
Organism: Brassica rapa (field mustard)
Lineage: Eukaryota; Viridiplantae; Streptophyta; Magnoliopsida; Brassicales; Brassicaceae
Product: putative sugar transporter ERD6-like 13
Biological process (GO): transmembrane transport; carbohydrate transport
Cellular component (GO): membrane
Molecular function (GO): sugar transmembrane transporter activity
Source: RefSeq, a predicted model, not a curated record
AUUACACGUAAAAAAUAUUAUUAAGUACGUUUUUUUUUUUGAAAAGGGGGUUUUAUAUUUUAAGUAGGUUAUUGGAGUACUUUUUCUUUUCUUGAAUUUAUUCGAGAUGAGAUUCCGAUCUUUAAACUAAGAUAAUUUAUGUUCUACACAUAACUAUUUUUUUACAUAAUUCUAAAAUCGCGGACUUGGUUCUUAAUAUUUUAUUAGUUAAUUGUGUUAUAUAUAAUAGAAUACUUAUUUUAAACUAAAAAUAUAAAAAAAUCAAAUUUAAAAUUAGUUAUAUAUAAUUUAUUAUACAAAAAUUCAUAUACAAAUAAAAAUGAUAAAUGUAACAAAUUUAAAUAUAUUAUCUGCGCGUAGCGCGGAGAAAUGAUAUAGUUAUAGUAAUAGGGGUUAAUCCUGCAUUAAUCUUAAAAUAUAAAUAUUUGCCUACCUAUUCUAAAACCUGGCAAGUUGGUUACUGAGAAUAUCACAAUAACAUAUAAGAAUGGUUCAAAGGGAACAAAUAUUAAUUAUUUCUUUUAGAAAAACUUUUUGUUAAGACUUGCACGUCAUACCUUUGCUGUUUACAUUAUUUUAUUACACAUUAAAUUGAACUAGCUAGCCCAAACGAAACUCAGUCUUUCGCUUCAAUUCUUUUUUUCGAGAAAAAAAACACUUUUAACCACUGCACCAGGUCUCUAGCUUCUUAAUCUGUCUUCUCUUCAAUCUAUCUUUCUAUCUCACCCUGAUCAGCCAUGGGGGAAGAACCACUGCUUCAGAAACUCAGGAUUCAAGAAGACAUCGAAUCAGCCAAACACAAACUUGUUAACGACGACGUUGACGACGGUGAUGGUCCAGUCACUUUCAUUUUACUCUUCACAACCUUCACCGCUCUCUGCGGCACCUUCUCUUAUGGCACUGCCGUAAUUUUCUUCAUCUUCAUCUAUUUUUUUUUAUUUUUUUUGUGUGGUGGUUUUUCUGUUUCAUGUUAGAUUAAAUAUAGCUAGAAUGCUCAAUAAAGCUGGAAAACAAAAACUAAAAUCAACGUAAAUUUGAAAUGAAUAAUUUGUUCUUUAUAAAAAAAAAUACUUUUUUUUAUUUUCAUACAGCAAAAGUAAAAUAAAAUUAGCAACAUAAACAAUGCUUUCUUCUUCUUUAUUAGACAAAAAAAAAGCUUUCUUUCAUUCUUUUUUACUGAGCACGAAAGUUGGUUAAGAUUUAUGAGUAGGUCAUAUAUCAAAUCGUUAAUUAUUAGUUUUUGGAAGAUCAUUGUAGUCAUAUCGAACAACAGAAAUGCUUUUCUGUUUUUAUUUCUCUUGGAAUGUCCAAAUCAAGAGAAUGAUCUAUCAGGCUGUCACGAAAAGCGACAUAUAUUUAUGAUAAAUAUAUAUCCACAUGAUUUUCUGGUCUUAUUUUAUUUUGGGAAGGCCGGCUUUACGUCACCAGCUCAAUCUGGGAUGAUGGCAGGACUAAACCUUUCUUUGGCUGAGUUCUCUUUCUUUGGAUCCAUAUUAACAAUUGGUGGACUUGUGGGAGCCGCGAUGUCCGGAAAACUCGCUGAUCUCCUUGGUCGGAGAGGCGCUUUAUGGGUUUCAAACUCGUUUUGCAUGACCGGCUGGCUUAUGAUCGCCUACUCUCAGGCGGCUUGGUUCCUUGACAUCGGAAGACUUUUUCUCGGCGUUGCAGCUGGUUUAUCUUGUUACGUGGUACCAGUCUACAUUGUAGAAAUCUCACCCAAACAAAUCAGAGGCGCGUUUACUGCGGUUAAUGCGCUUGUGAUGUCUUCUAGCGUCUCCAUUACAUUCCUCGUUGGAUCAGCCACUUCAUGGAAAACAUUAGCUCUUAUAAGUACGGUUCCUUGUGUUUUAGAAUUCGUUGGUUUAUUCUUUAUACCGGAGUCUCCUAGGUGGCUGUCUAGAAAUGGUCGGGUAAAAGAAUCGGUAGCUGCACUCCAACGUCUGCGAGGAAACAACACUAAUAUCACCAAAGAGGCUGCAGAAAUCAAAAUAUACAUGGAAAAUCUUCAAGAAGAAUUCAAAGAAGAUUGCUUUUUCGAGCUCUUCAAACCACGAUACUCUCGUGUUAUUAGUGUGGGAAUUGGAUUGCUAGUACUGCAACAACUCGGAGGCCUCAGUGGCUAUACAUUUUACAUGAGCUCGAUAUUUCACAAAUCAGGGUUUCCUAACAACAUAGGAGUAUCAAUAACGAGCGCGGUGCAGUUGGUGACAAGCAUUUUAGGAUUAAUAAUCGUGGAUAAAUAUGGGAGACGGUCCCUUCUAACGAUUGCGACGGUCAUGAUGUGCAUGGGGUCAUUAAUCACAGGACUAUCGUUUUUAUUUCAGAGCUAUGCUUUGCUCAACAACUACACCCCAAUUUCAGCACUCAUUGGAGUGUUGGUUUUUUUCGUUUCCAUCACAGUCGGAAUAGGAGGUAUUCCAUGGGUCAUGGUCUCCGAGAUGACACCGAUAAAUGUAAAGGGAUCGGCAGGAACGCUAUGCAAUCUAACGAGCUGGUCCUGCAAUUGGUUCGUCUCCUACACAUUCAACUUUCUCUUCCAAUGGAGUACUUCUGGUGUGUUUUUCAUAUAUUCAAUAAUCUCUGGUUUGGGCAUUCUAUUUGUGCUGAAAAUGGUACCAGAGACUCGAGGUCGUUCACUCGAAGAAAUCCAAGCUGAUAUUACCCGAUAAUUUAAUUUGUACAUUGUAAUUAAUAUUUAUUUUUAUUUGGUAUCCAAUUCAUAUAGCUUAAUAAAUGGUCUCACUUAUAAGUCAAUUCAAUCCUCGUCUGGCCAUAAUUAAAUAUGCAUAAUUUGCACAUAUACCACCAAACAAUUGGUUGGUUCUUUUUUUGUAAGGUCGAUUGAUCCAGUUUAUGUAUGGUUCUUUUUUUGUAAGGUUGAUUGGUGCAUUUUUAUGUAUGGUGACAUAUAUUACAAGAUAAAUUAAAAGUUAAAUCGCAUUACAUUACUUAUUAGAUGUUGCUAUAUAAAGUCGAACCAAUACAAAGUUUGUAUAUUUAUGUAUUUAGGGUACCUUCUAUUUUUUUUUUUAUCAUCAUCAUUUUAAUAUCGUUCGACUGUGAUUCAUAAGUAUCAGAAAAAUAUGAGUUGCUGCUAUUUAAUGUUCUUUCGUUUUCAAAUAUAUACUUAUAGUACUUUUUUUCAUUUCCAGUUCCUUUGUGAGUUGUCAGACAUUAGUAUUAGCAGGUCCAACAACCGUUUCUAGCUUGGGUUUUUUUUUUUCAACAAAAAAAAUUAAAAUAAUGAAAAAGAACCAAAAAAGAGAAGAUUGGAUCUUCAGGUGUCAUUUGACAACUUCUGAUUGGUUUGUUCUUCUAAGAAGAAAUAAAUUUUAAUUCCAAAACUACACAUGAUUAAAUUAUUAUUAUUUUUGACAUUAGAACCUGUUUUUAAAUACUUGCCGAUGGGGUUGCCCUUAAGUAGGUUUGCCAUUUCCGUGUAUAUUUAGCUUCAUCUAUAUAUAAGUCCAUGUCGAAAUUGAUUUAUUUGCUGGAGUUCGUAUCAGAUAUAACUACGAGUAUGUCUGAGUAUGUCGGAAUAGGAUGAUUAGAAAUUAUCCCACACAUUUUUUACUACGGCAAGGUUUUGGAGAAAGGAGGUUUUAGUUAUUGUCGUGCCUCGUCGUCACAUUGUUAAUGUUACAUCUACUUUGUUUAGGGUUUUUAUAAGUUAAUAUUUUCACUUUGUGCGUUGACAAAUAGCCGAUUGAAAUAAAUGAUCAAAGAAACCUUGAAUAAGGCUAGUAUACUAUAGCUCGAUCAAUUAUUAUUUUAACUAAUUCGUUUAUUUCUUAAGAGCCCGAUAAUAAUGACAACGUAAUGACACAAAAUGAUGGAAUGAAUGACUUAAUUUAGGUGAAAUUGUUUUUUAGUGUUGUUUUUGUAAUACGUUGCCA